Messenger RNA from Ustilago hordei, 1845 nucleotides. RefSeq lists its product as uncharacterized. The record is from RefSeq and is a predicted model, not a curated record. The coding region runs from base 1 to 1845 and encodes 614 amino acids. The transcript is spliced from 4 exons. NCBI's taxonomy places the organism in Eukaryota, Fungi, Basidiomycota, Ustilaginomycetes, Ustilaginales, Ustilaginaceae.
AUGCGACAUUACCAUAACUGCCGCUUGAUCAUUUGGCGCACUCUCUUGCACAGGCCAGCCGUCCCUGUGACAAAGGCGACCCUCUCCUUGGGCGCCUACGAGCUUGCCCUCACUCUCCCUGCCCCCACACCCUCCACCAAGUCAUUUCUCAAGGCCAUUCCUGACCUGGUCUCCUUUUGCCAGGCCUGGGCCAUCUACAUGGCCCUCCGUGUGGCAGCCUCUCCUGACUGCACGCUUGGCCCAGCUUUGGCUGGGUUCCUCAUGCACAUUGCAGAACUGGACCAGCAUUUUGACUGGACAUACAUCGUGGACUACAUCCUGAUGGUCUGCAAGAAGUGGUUUGGUCAUGCUGAUGCAGACACCUGGUCCAGGCAGGACAUGGAGGCCUUCCAGGACAAGCUUGCCAUCGCUCCCACCAAAUCCCUCAAACCUCUGGUUGCCCCUGCAGAGCAGAGGAAGGCAGGCACCAAUGCCACAGUCUGCCUCUGCUGGAACAACAGCACCUGCACUGGCCCCUCACCAAGUGGGCUCCUGCCUAUCCACCUGGUGCCAGUUGGAUCACCCUCAGGCCACCCCCCUCGAACCUCCCUGGAGCUUUCCCCUCCUGUCUCCCCUGCUCCCUGGCAGCCCCUCAUGGACACCCCCACCCCCCAGCCUCCCUGCCCCAUUGCUACCCCUCCGUUGGAGGGUCCUUUCACGACCCACCAGCCUAUCAUGGCUGCCCCCCUUGCUGGAAGGCCAGCAACUACCUCUGGCCCACCUGCCAUGGCCACCAAGCCUAUCACAGCUCCCACGCCUCUCACGGCACCUGCGCCUAUCAUGGCCACACCACCUCUUAUGGUACCUUGGCCUAUCACAGCUCCCAGGCUUAUCAUGCCCCCCCCCCCCCCUCCCCCAGCCUCCGCCAUCUUCUCCCUGCCUGCAGCGGAUUUGUGCCUGCACCUUCUCCUGCAGGCCCUCUGCAGAAUCCCUGCGGCCCACCCGAACACCACCAUUGCGGCCCCAAUCUUCACCAGGGACAAUGUCCCUGCCUGCUGGGGUUCAAUGCAGGAAUGCACCCAUGCUUGGUGGCGCCUCCUGGCAUGCUACCCUGAUGCCAAGGUGUGCCACCAGCUGCUGGGUGGCAUCACUCAUGGGGGUCGGCUCACAAGGGUCACUGACCCGACCCCCCUCAUUUGCUCUCCCAUUGGCAUGGUACCAAAGCCCCACUCCUCUGGCUUCCACACCAUCCACCACCUUUCCCACCCCUGCUGCCCAGGGUCGAAGCUUCCUUCUGUCAAUGCCAGCAUCCAGCUGGCCUUUGUGUCCCUGUGGCUCCUGGGCUUCACAUUUGAUGGCAUGUCUUACCAUGAGAAUGCCCUCACAUUUGGGGGCAAGAGCUCAUCCUGGCUAUUCAACCUCUAUGCCAAGAUGGUUCAUUGGAUUGUGAGCUCCUGCCUCCCCCCCGGGCUGCCCCUGAACCAUUACCUUGAUGACUUCUUUGGGGCAGUCCCUGCAGGGGGGGACAGCUCUCGCCCAGUGUGCCUGUUGGCCCUCACCUGCAAGGCGCUGGGUCUCGAUCUGUCCCCCUCGAAGACAUUCUUCAGCUCCAAGAAGCUCGAGGUCCUAGGGAUCGAGAUCAACACAGAAGCUCUGACUAUCGGGAUCACCGAUAUGCGCAGAUCUUCCAUCCUUCGCACCAUCCAGGACCUCCUACAGUCCUCCCAGGUCUCCCUCCUCCAGCUGCAACGCAUCUCCAGCCUCUUGCAGUUUGUGACUCAGGUGGCCCCUGUCAUGGGCCUGGAUGCUCAAGAAGCAGGAGGGUCACUGGUUCAUAUGGAAGGAGCACAGGUAUCGAAGAUCUAG